Molecule: messenger RNA, 2928 nt
Organism: Saccharomyces cerevisiae S288C
Lineage: Eukaryota; Fungi; Ascomycota; Saccharomycetes; Saccharomycetales; Saccharomycetaceae
Gene: SPO22
Product: Spo22p
Exons: 2
Coding region: 1-2928 (975 amino acids)
Biological process (GO): meiotic cell cycle; regulation of synaptonemal complex assembly
Source: RefSeq, marked reviewed
AUGUCAGACCACAACGUUAACUCCACUUUUAGAAAAACUUUGGUCGAGUUAUGCGAAACUGCAACUUGGAUAACAUCGCAAGUUUAUGCGGCUAAGAAUUUAGAGAAAAACGAUUUGAUUACAGUAGAUAAUAAAAUAAGCGCAUUGUAUCCCAUUGCAGAAAAAUAUGAUAGAUCAUUCAGAACCACUACAGUUAUAUUAGACGAAGAACUUAUCCUGAAAUUGGAAAAUGCAGCAUCAAGUCUAUGGAAUUCGUUGACUAUUGCUAUGAAAGCUGAAAAAGCUUCAGACAAAUAUUUUAAUGAAGUCUUUUGCAAAUGUAAGAUUUUCGCAACCAAGCUUCUCUCCAUCCAUGAGGCUUUGUUUCGGACAAACACCAACCUCCUACGGAACUUCAAAUGUUAUAUCAGUUCUUUCAAAAGCGCUAGUGAGUAUCGUUUUGACGAUUUAAUAACUAAUACACAGCAGCAUUCAGAGAAAUACUUACAGAUAAUCAAUGAGAAUGUGGAAAGUUUCUCCAAUGAAGAGAAAACUGAGUUUAAAAAACUGACGUUCGAGUUUUACUUGGUAAAUUUUCAAUUAUAUCUUUCGGAAAAUGACCUGGAUACAGCAAAUAUUUACACUGCAAAAGUAAACAUCACUGAUAAUUCCAAAUAUAUGGACGCAGAUUUGCUCAUCGAAUUAUGCAGAAUGAUCUAUAAUUCCACAGUUAUGUUGAAAGAAAUUAAUAAUCCUGAAACUCAGUUAGUAGACGUAAAUAUAAUUUCUUUUUUGAAGGAUGUGGAAAAAUAUUUGGAGUUACCUGUGGAAAAUUUAAAAUCUCAUACUGAUUAUAGUAAUUUAAAGUAUUCAGUUUUGAUUUUUAUGGCAAAUUGUUUGGUUGAAGGACACCCACAAGCUUCUGAACUUGAACAAUGUGAUCACUAUUUAAGUCUUUUGCAAAAUGAAUAUCCAAACAAAGUGGACCCUUUUAUAUUGGCUAUCAAUUUAACUAAACGGAGAAAUAUCGUAAAUCCGGCAGAAACCAUAGAGGAAAUUCUCAUGCGAAUGAUUAUGUCAGUAGAUGUAAUAUCCAAUUUUCAAGCUGUCAUAGCUUCUAUCAAUGACUUAUCAAAAAUGAACACCAAAUUCUCUAUAGUGUGUCUCGAUUAUUUGUUAAUCAAUAAACUGAAUUCUAAGAAUGAUAGUAAAUUCUUAGGAAAAGCCAUUUGCUCCAGGUUUUUAAUUACAACACAAUCAAAAACAAUGAAUGAUUCCGAGAUAGCGGAAAGCUUAGAGAAUUUUAGCACACAGAUGGAAAGAAUAGUUUCAGAACCCCUCACCAAACAUGCUAUCUCUUGCAUAAUAACUUUAUUAUGGAAUACUGGAAAAAAGUUAGAAAAGAUGGAAAAAUACGUUGUUAGUAUUAGAUUUUACAAAUUAGCACUCAAAGAUAUUAUCAGUCAAAAUUAUUCCGACCGGGGGAAAAUUCAAAGGGCUCUACAAGUCGUAUAUAACAAAAUUGAAGACUAUUCCAACACAGUUAGAGUAUAUCAGGAUAUGGACGAAGUAGAUAGACAAUCUCCUCUGUGUCAACUUUUGAUGUUGCAGUCUUUUCUAGCGGAUGAUAAAACAGAGGAAGCGCUUACGUGCCUCCAGAAGAUAAAGUCGUCUGAAGAUGAAAAAAGUACAGACGCUCUUAUAUUAGCAGUAGCAGAAUGCAAACGAAAGACAGAUUUGUCUGUUCAAGGGCUCUUAAUGAUAUUUGACAAAUUACAAUCUAAAAGCAAUUCGCAAACUAUAUCAUCUACGUCGAGUUCUCAGACACUGAGCAUUCUCAGGUAUACCCUACAGAUGAUUGUCAAAGUAUCGGAAGAGGAGCCUUUAGAAACCUUCAUAAAUUAUUUACCAACAGUACAGAAACUUUUACAGAAGGCUGUCGAGUUUCUCAAAACUGUAAAGUUACUAAAUCAAUUACCACCAGACGUUGAGAAGGAAGCAAUAUAUCAGCAAUCAGUGGCUGUAAACGAAAUCGAGUGGUUUGCCUCUUUUUCCUAUAAUGUGGCUGUAAAAUGCUUAGUUGAUCAGUCCUGUGAAUCCAUCUCCGAGUUUCCCCAGUAUUGCAUUCAAUUUAUUGACCUUAUUCCGGUCCAAGACUUCACUUUCCCGAAAAUGUAUCAUUUCACAUAUUGGAGGUUCAAAGCCACAAUCUUGCAGUUGAUAAUAGCCAAAGAAAAAGCAAAGCAAGACCAACACCAAAAGGAUUGGGAUAUUUAUGAGAAGUCAGAAGAGUUGGUUAAUAGCAUAAAUGUUAUGAAGAAAAGCUCGGAAUUUAAGGAUGGGUCAUCAUUGGAAGAUAGAAAUACAUUACAUGAAUGUUUCCUGGAGGCGUUGACUAUACAUCUGGAAAGUGCCUUAAUGAUGCCUGAUCAAACUAGGAUUCUGGACAUAUUGAAGAAAACGGAAUUGUAUCAAGAUAGCCGCGUGGAUGCGCUACUUAUUGAUAUCUCGUCGAAUAUGGAAGAUUUACCUAAAGGAGUUCUCAUAGAGAUACUUGAAACAGUAUUAAAAAGAAACAUGGGCCCUGAAGUGAAAGAACGGGAACUCUGUAGCUGGCUGCGAAUUUUACUGGAAAAUGCAAUUAAUCUUAACCAUGAGGUCGAACUACGCAUAUUGGAUAGGGUUCUUAAGAUCCUAAAUAUAAAUCAAUCAAGUCUUCAAGACACAGAUGGUGUCCUUCAAACAGAGUUAGAAACUAUAGCCACUUACUGUUGGAAUAUCGGCGUCAAUUACAUAAUCAAAGACAACAAAAGCAAUGGAAUUGUUUGGUGUAAACAUUCAAUGGGGUUCGCAAACAUGGUUAAUGAAGGCUUGCAGGAGCAAUUGUACUCUUUAUGGGAGUCUUUAGCAAGUUCGGCAAAUAUCGAUAUCAAUAGUAUUGCUAAAUAA